Linnemannia hyalina is the source of this 2628-nucleotide messenger RNA. The record is from the annotation of a GenBank genome assembly. NCBI's taxonomy places the organism in Eukaryota, Fungi, Mortierellomycota, Mortierellomycetes, Mortierellales, Mortierellaceae.
AUGUACCUUCAAAAGGUGAACGGUCAGUCUGCAGGGGGAGGACCAGGAGCCACCGGCACAGCAAGGUCUCGCUCAACCCUGAACGGUCCCCGUCCCCCCAACUUUGGAUCCAAAGUCAGCAGCCGAAAGAUCUUUCAGGAUGGUAAUGGCGCCUCCCCUUCGAUGUCACCGUCUUCGCCCAUUACCCCAACAACCACUGCCCAUAUCGAGAGUGCAGUCAAGACCUUGGGUCUUUCCUCGGCACCCAGUCAUCCUUCGAACCACCAGGCUGCUGCUGCUCGUGUCCCAAGUCCGAUCUUGGAAUCGAUGGGGGAAUCUGGACCACCACCUGCUCCGGUGAUCAUGGAAUCCAUGGGUUCGGAUGACUAUGGUCCGCCAGAUAACCAUAUGCUUCAGCAGCAGUUUGGAGGAAUGGCGAAUGGUCCUUCGUCGCAGCAUUAUGCAACUAUCACGGGGUUUGUGGGAGGGGCUGGACAAAAUUGGCCGGGCAAUGGAUAUGGACCUGGACCACAUCCACAUUCUCAUACUCAUCCACAACACCACACAGUCGGAUAUGGUUCACAGACCAUCGGCCCAGGAGGGUACUAUCCCAACGGCAACCAUAGCCACAACAGUAAUUAUUACGACCCUAAUCUCCAGCAUCAACCACAACAGCAACAGCAGCAACCUCAGUACCCUGUCCACUUCAGUCAAGAACAAUACUUGCAGCUUCAACAACAGCAAUAUCAGCAGCAGCAGGAGUAUCUUCGACAGAAGCACAGCCAGAAUGCUGCAGUCCUUGGAUACUACCCUACCAAUGCAACAGCCUCAGGGCACAUGCAAAUUCCAGGGACUACUCCUGUCCUUGCUCAGCCUGUGCCAACACCUGCGACUAUUUCAAAGACAAUCACCCCUCGAAUCGUUCCUAUUGUUGACAUCCCCAAGUACACGACCGUCAAUCCGCCCAAGACCGAGAUCGAGACUCUGAACGACGAACAGGACAACGGCGAUUGGGCUCCUGAACCUCCACCUCGGGAUCCUCCCAAGAAGUCUCCUAUCGUCGCCGUUGCUGCUGCUGUGGACAAGCCAAUGCCCAAGCCGCCCUCUCCACCACGCACUCCUAUUGAUACUAUCUUCUUGCCCGAUCGAUCUCCUACCCCAAAGAUCUCGAUUCCUCCAAAGUCGGUCAAUUCCGAGAUCUAUCCUACUUCUGCUUCUGCCUCGAGUGCUGCUGCCGAUUCACCUCGAUCCAAGCUAUCCUCCCAUCCAACCACACAUAUCGUGUCGGAUACACCAGGCUUUGGGGAUGAGGUCUCGCAGGAGGACAGGAUACCGAUGCCGCCUCCACGCGAGUUCCGGCGGAAGAGCACUGCUUCACCCACCAUUACCCCGCCUUUGGCCAUGAGCGAUCGAACGACUUCAAGUGGGAUCUUCAGUCUGGGACCCACUUCCAGCACUACCUCAGUGAGCUCGUCCACUUUUGCUCGACCAGACAGUGCGUCUUCGACUACCGGUAGUAGCUUCAGGGCCAAGGCCACCACUCCUACCCCAGGAACUGUGCGCGCCAACUCUGCAAAGUUCAAUGCUAUGGCUGCCUCAGGAAACAGCAAUUCUAAUCCAGCGGCAGUUUUUUCCAAGGGUGCUGGUUCGAUUAUCGGGUCUUCCGACGCGACCGCAAAGGGCACUGGUUCAUCGAGCCCUACGACCAGGAGAUCGCUCGACCUCCCUGCAUCUUCAUCGUCAUCGUUCUCAUCGAAUUCUUCUUCUUCCACCAAGACUCAUUCGAUCGUUAUUCCACCAGAGGUGUAUGCCGACAAGGAGCUCCCACCCAUCCGAUCAGCAACACCGCAGUCUCGAUCAUCAACGCCCAGAGUCCAGGAGCCCGUCCCAGUCGACUAUGACAGCAAGUGUAUCCUAACAGAGGAGGACAAGCUGGCAAUGAUCCCGAGGGCAGAUGACGAGUCCAAGGAGAUAUUAGUCGAGCAUGAGGAGGAGCCUACACCAGUACCUGUGGUCGCAGCACCCAAACCAGUCACUCCUCCGACCAAACCAGCUCGUAAUGGCGGAGAUCACCUUGGCGGUGGAUCCAGUCUGUUUGUCUGCGCAAGCUGCGAAGAGCCGAUCUCGGGUACCAUGAUCACGGCAAUGGGCAAACGAUGGCACUCGGACCACUUUGUCUGCUCAGUAUGUGAUCUCAACCUGGAGCACGUCCAAUUCUUCCAUAAGGAUGGCCAGCCCUAUUGCCAUUUCGAUUACCAUGACAAGUUCAGCCCCAAGUGCGGCCACUGCAACACCCCGAUCGAGAACGAAUGUCUGACGGCAUUGGGCAAGAGCUGGCAUCCAGGCCACUUUUUCUGUCGAGACUGCGGCGACCCAUUUGAGGAGGACGGAUACAUGGUCCAUGACGGGUUCCCAUACUGCGAAAAGGACUAUCUCCGUCUUUUCGCUCCAAAGUGCACAGGGUGUCAGGACCCAAUCCAGGGUGACUUUAUCAGCGCAUUGAAGGGGAAAUGGCAUCGCGAUUGCUUUGGCUGCUCCGUGUGCCAUAUUGGGUUCGACGCAACUUCAUAUUAUGUCGAGAACGGCAAACCAUAUUGCAAGGCCCAUUACAAGAAUGGCUCCCGAACGACUUCCACUCCAACCGCCUGA